Molecule: messenger RNA, 6042 nt
Organism: Hemicordylus capensis (graceful crag lizard)
Lineage: Eukaryota; Metazoa; Chordata; Lepidosauria; Squamata; Cordylidae
Gene: ARIH2
Product: ariadne RBR E3 ubiquitin protein ligase 2
Exons: 15
Coding region: 293-1765 (490 amino acids)
Biological process (GO): ubiquitin-dependent protein catabolic process; positive regulation of proteasomal ubiquitin-dependent protein catabolic process; protein polyubiquitination
Cellular component (GO): ubiquitin ligase complex; cytoplasm
Molecular function (GO): ubiquitin protein ligase activity; ubiquitin conjugating enzyme binding; zinc ion binding
Source: RefSeq, a predicted model, not a curated record
GCCACUCUGGAGGCCAGGGCUUCCGGUGUGCAGGCCACAGUGGCCCGGCUAGAGAUGGAGGAGCCCGCGGGGAGGUGAUUUUCGCUUCCUUCCCGAUUCUCUGUCAGCGUCUCCCGCUCCGCUCCCUGGUGCUGUAGGAGCCGCUUUUCUCGACCGGGGCCGAGGUGGCUUCGGCCUCCACACCCGCACCCUGGGAGGCAGAAAAGUCAGAUGAAGUCAAAAGAGCAAUAAAGUGUGGUGGAGAAAGAAACAGACAUUGCUCUCCUGCUCUGCAGUUUGGCAGAGCACUAAGAUGUCUGUGGACAUGAACAGCCAGGGCUCUGACAGCAAUGAAGAGGACUAUGAUCCAAACUGUGACGAGGAGGAAGAGGAUGAAGAACCUGGGGACAUUGAGGAUUAUUAUGUGGGGGUGGCAAAUGAUGUGGAGCAACAGGGAGCUGACGCCUUUGAUCCUGAGGAAUAUCAGUUCACCUGCCUGACUUAUAAGGAGUCUGAGAGUACCUUGAAUGAGCACAUGGUCAGCUUGGCCUCUGCAUUAAAGGUUUCACAUGCAGUUGCUAAGCUUGUAUUGGUUAGCUUCCAUUGGCAAAUCUCAGAAAUUUUGGAAAGGCACAAGUCCAAUUCUGUCCAGUUGCUAGCGGAAGCACGAGUACAGCCUGCCUCAUCCAAACAUGCCAUGGUACAUUCCUCUCAGCACUGCGCUGUCUGUAUGCAGUUUGUCCGAAAGGAAAACUUGUUGUCUCUGGCUUGUCAACACCAGUUCUGCCGCAGCUGUUGGGAGCAGCACUGUACAGUACUCGUCAAGGAUGGAGUAGGAGUUGGUGUCUCCUGCAUGGCUCAAGACUGUCUGCUCCGGACGCCAGAAGAUUUUGUGUUUCCAUUGCUACCUAGCGAGGAGCUGAAAGACAAAUACAGACGCUACCUCUUCAGGGAUUACAUUGAGAGCCAUUUCCAGCUGCAGCUCUGUCCUGGUGCAGACUGCCCUAUGGUCAUACAGGUACAGGAGCCCAAAGCCCGCAGAGUGCAGUGCAAUCGAUGCAACGAGGUUUUCUGUUUCAAGUGCCGGCAGAUGUACCAUGCUCCCACUGACUGUGCCACCAUCCGAAAAUGGCUCACCAAGUGUGCAGAUGACUCUGAAACGGCUAACUACAUCAGCGCUCACACUAAAGAUUGUCCCAAGUGCAAUAUCUGUAUUGAAAAGAAUGGUGGCUGCAAUCACAUGCAAUGUUCCAAAUGCAAGCAUGACUUCUGCUGGAUGUGUUUGGGGGACUGGAAGACUCACGGCAGCGAGUACUACGAAUGCAGUCGGUACAAAGAGAAUCCUGAUAUUGUAAACCAAAGUCAGCAAGCACAGGCCAGGGAGGCCCUUAAGAAGUACUUGUUCUAUUUUGAGAGGUGGGAAAACCACAACAAGAGCUUACAGUUGGAGGCACAGACAUACCAGCGAAUUCAAGAGAAGAUACAGGAGCGAGUGAUGAACAACCUGGGCACAUGGAUAGACUGGCAGUAUCUCCAGAAUGCAGCAAAACUACUUGCUAAGUGUCGUUACACGCUACAGUACACAUAUCCAUAUGCCUACUACAUGGAAUCUGGUCCCAGGAAGAAACUGUUUGAAUACCAACAGGCUCAGCUGGAAGCAGAAAUAGAAAAUCUAUCAUGGAAAGUGGAGAGAGCAGACAGUUAUGACAGAGGGGACUUGGAGAACCAGAUGCACAUAGCUGAGCAGAGGAGGAGGACCCUGCUGAAAGACUUCCACGACACAUAAGGUGGCAGAUGUCAAGGCGCAGGGGUGAGAGCAGAGAGCAAGGUGGCGGUGAGAGUGGCGACAGAAGUGACAUGAGCAACUGGUACAGCCCCUUCCGCAGAGAAGGGCUGAGGACAACCCUGCACCCUCCCCAUGCAAACCAGACACGAGCUAGCACCACAGCUUUGUCUUCUUCUGUUUUUCUUCUCUCUUUCUGCUUUUCAUUUCCACCAGGCUAGAGGCUGGAGUUCAGAUUGGCACCUUUUUCCUGGGACAUUUUCCUCCCCAGAUCUUGGAUUGUUCUGGGAGGGAGUUCUAUUUUAUUUUAUUUCCUCAGUGGCUGUUAAUAGUGUUAGACCAUUACAAACUGAUGUAAUUUUCAACGGUUGUACCAUUAUACAAAAUGAACCCUAGAAUAACACAGACCCCUUUUUAAAAAUAAAUUGGAAUUGGAGUGUGUUUCCUUUUUAAUAAGCUGCUUGUAAACUUAAUGGCUGCUUCUCUUCUCCCCACUCGCUCUCCCCUUUUCCUCCCUCAGUUCUCUUUUGCACUGAAGAUUAUGAAAUAGUCCAGCUGUCUUUCUGUUAGCAAAUCUUACCUGCACUACUUGGAUUGCUUGCCCUCAUUUGUGCAUGAGACAAAUGGUGCCUAGCCUGGGAGACAGCAGCUGUGGCCAAGGAUCAGUGUACAGUUGAGUGUCUCUGCUGUUCUUUUCUGGCUAUGGAAGGGGCAGCAGGGCAAAGCUCAGAGCAGCAUAGGAAGUGAUUUCUCUUCUGCAUUGAUUUGGUGCUGUGCUUUGUUUCUCUGGAUUACUCUCUUCCGCCAAAACUAAAAUGCUUGCAGUGUUAUGGGAGCAGAGUUUCACCUCUUAAUAGCGUAACAGGUACUGGUUUUGCUCAGGAGCAGCUGAGUGAGCCAUGUUCCAUCCAUGCAUAUCUGUGCAACUCAGUCAUGCACAUCUUGAUCCUUCUACAUGGCUGUAAUCAAGCUUGAUCCCUCUUGCCCUGACAAGACCAGGUUUCUCUGCUGUGCAUCAAGGUGAAGCCAUUACACUUAACACAAAGCUUGAUAACAAUCCUGGCAGCAUAAGAAGUUCUUAGAAACAAUAUACCAAUAGUAAACUUGCGCAGCUGUUUUGGAAUCUGUUCCACUGCUUGUUGAAAGGCAACCAGCAAAAUUGGUGACUGUGGUGCUCAAGAGUAUUUAGGGUUCAUGGGUGGCUUAUUUUUGGCAGAGGACUAUGAACUCCUGAAUGCGUUGAAUGUCAGAAUGUCCUCCAUUCAUGUUAUCAAGAGGCUGGCUUCAGAACAAUUGUGUAAAGACUACUGUAUAAGAUGUGUAUGGUAUGUAGCCUAAUAUACCUGACUGUCGUGAUAAUCUGCAUAGAGAGGAAGAUGGAGCAGCUGGCUUUCUAUCAAAGUUGCUCUGAAUCCUAAAUGAGAAUAUUGAUGUCACUCUUUUUGGUAAACAAUGUUGCACUGAGCUUUUCUUUUGUGCAUUGAUCAUGACUUUUUCAAUUUGGAUAAGGAGAAUUGACUUUAGAACAUUGUUGUUCUAUGCUUAUUAUACCUGCCUUUCUGGCCUUUCACUGGAAACAUCUUUAUUAUUGUGUUUGGAUUUUGUCCUAAUUCUUGAAGCCAUGCCACCUCCCCGCUUCAGCUGCUACUACUACCUCAAGCACUCCAAGGGAAAAAUAAUGCCUAUCAUCUGCUCUCCUCCUCAGUAAAUGGCCCCAGGACAUUUAAUGUGACACACACACACCCAGUCAGUUAAACAGCUUAAGCAAGUAGGACCCUGAAGCAGAUACUAAGUUACGGCUAACAGUCCAGGAGAGACAGGAAAAGUUCUCCUUUCCACCCCAACAUUCUCUCCUCUUGCUUCUCUGCUCACCCUCUUUCCUUUUCUGUUGGUUUUCUGUAGGUCUCUUGUAACUGAUACCGCAUGAUGACCUCAUCAGGCUUGCUCCUUUAACCCUUGUCAGUCUGCUACCCCACUGAUCUGCUGUAAGCAGAGAUCAUGUGAUUGUGUUCUCUUGGCUGUAGAUGUUUCCAUUUCUCUGCAUGAAGUCCAGAUCUGGACCUUGAUAUAUAGAAACAGACUAAAAUCCUUUAGCAAGUGCAAAAAGGAAUAGUUCAGUGUGUGCGUUGAUUACCUACAGGAUAUGUUAACAGUUGUUGGUUUGAGAUGUAGUGCAUAAUGUACUAGCUAGCAGAGGAUUAUUUCAUUAACCAGCCUACAGUUGGAUAACGAUCAGCCUCUCGAUAGCUGUAGAAGGUAUGGCUUUCAAAUUCCUCAUUUCCAUUGUUGAAUGCUGACCUGCUGUCCUUGCUUGCUUACAUAGUGCUCGUUCUUUGAAGGAAGUGAGCAUUUUUAAAAAUCUUAAGAUUUAAUUUAGACUGAGUUGAUUUGGUUCAUUGAACUAAUCUAGUUAAGGCAUACACACUUCGUAGCUCAGAACUGUCCAGUACAAAAGGAAUUUUGUGACUUGCUCUGCAUUUGCCAUCCAGUUGCUGCUGGUUAACUUGAUUCACACUGCCAUAAGGGUGAGUGAUAGUUAAAUUCACAAGUUUUUAACGAGAUCAAAUGGCUGGAGUCAAUCCCAUACAAUGCUUUAAAUGUGCUAUAUAAGCCACACUAAUGGCUGCCACCCAGUAUGGAACAGGUAGCAUUCAUGUGUAUGAACUACCUUCUUUUUUUAGUCCCAGAGAGAUUAUAAAUCAGCAUGCAUGCAUAAAUAAAUAAAUGAGCCCUCUUUCCAGUGCAUCCUAUUAUAAAAUUGCAUGGUGCUCCAGCUUUACAACUGGUUGGAAUAUGCAAUGCCCUAGGAAUGAUCCUCUUUUACCCUGGAAAAAGAGAAUAGUGUAUUUGAGGUGUGAUCCUGCAGUAGAACUCACAACCAGAUUUCCCCCUUGUAGAAAAUGCUUGCUACUUCAUACCAAGGUGCUUGGGAUUGGAGGAAUGCAAUUAGGAAUUAAUGGCAUCUGAUCCCAGUAGGGAUGUGCACAAACAGCUCGGGCGGGGCAGGGAGCAGUUCCCUUAAAAAGCAGGUAAGCAGGUCCUAACAUGCUCUGCUGCUGCCCCACCGCUUUUCCAGAUUGGCACUUCCUCUACCGAAGCACGUGCAAGACUGUGGCACUGUUCCCUGCGGCCUGUGUGUGGCGGCGGUGGCGGCAUGCGUGGGCUGCAGUUAACAGUGUCAUAGCCAUGUGCAGCCUUUGGCAGAGCGAGCGCUGCACCUAGAAAAGGGAUGAGGUGGCAGUGAAGCAUAUUAGGACCUACCUGCCUGCUUUUUAAGGAAACCACUCCAUGGCCCGACGAACCAUGGCCCAACAGUUUGGCUACGGGUGCCCAAGCUGUUUCGGUGCUUCUAAAGGAGGCGCCGAACCGGUUUGUGCACAUCCCUAGACCCCAGUCUGCACCAACAGGUACUAAAUUUCUCUGGUUGCAGGUUAACAUCCUAUACUGGGAGCAUUUGUCUUUCUCUCUCUGCAAUGCUUGAGCUUAGCCAAACUGGCAGCUGUUUUUCAUCCUUUACUCUGCUUUUUAAAUUUGAGCUUGGUUCAUGUUUUGACUCUAAUGCUAAUUUUAUUUUGGCUUGGCUUACAUUUGGUAUAUUACUUGUCUUGGUUCUCUUUAUAAAAAGAUACGAGAAUAACUAUGGCAAUAUCUUUGCACCAACUUCUGAUAAGUGAACACUGGAGGCUUUCAGGUUACACAGAAUUCUGUUGGGCAGUAGAAUUUGGAGUAACUCAAAAGCUUGUAUGGAGACACCAAAAGAAGCUGUUCAUAUAGGAGAGACCUCUAGCUGGUCUUUUACUUGCUCUCUACUAGCACUCCUUCGUCCACAGCAGCAGCCACGAAUUUUCUGUUGAACCUAAACUACAUGUCUGCUGUUCUGUGCACAGUGUGCCAUGUAGUGCUACAGGAAGAAAUGGAGACUUCUAUCCAUAAUAUUGAACUGUCUCAAUUCAUCUAAAAGUGUUUUGUUUUGUUUUUAAAUCUGCUUCAUUUCUCAAUAGAUUUUUCUAGGAAAAGUUCUUAUGUGCUCACUCAAGUCUGGACUGUUCCAAGUUUUCAGGUAGUAGCUUCUGCUAUGGGAGCUUUUUAUUAUGCAGAGUGCUACAUUAUCAUGGCUGCCUUUGCUCUGUCCCUCACUGAGGUAUGGGGGGGAAGCAAUCUCAAACUGCCAACACUUUUCCGGCAUUAAGGAGGGGAAGGGGCAACGGAAAGAGCUCUUGAAACCCCCCAACCCCCGAAAUUGUUUAUUUGAAAUAAAUUGUGAAUUUCUAAUUUUAAAA